GAAGAGUAUACAUAUGUUACAAGGACGUUGUUUCUGCUCAUGACUAAGAAAUGACACUUGAGACACUGUGUAAUGUGUGUCAAACUAUGGCGAACGAAGAAAAGAAGGAAAGUGAUUUAAAUGAUGUGGUCUUACAGGAGAAUGUGGUAUUCGACACGCAAUGCAAAACUAAUGCGAAAAAACGUCCAAAACGAAUAUUGCAUUUUUCUGAUGGAGAUUUAGAAGAAUAUUCUUCAGAAGAUGAAGUAGAUAAGACGCAAGAAACUAAAGUCGUAGCUGAAAUCGAUCCGCAUACUCUUAAUUGGUUACCUUGGACUUGGUAUAAAACAACCUGGGUUGGUACAAAAGUAUUGGAUGGUUGUGAUUAUCUUGGUGAAUGGCUCGCAAAUUUUUUUGGUAUUACAACACCUAAAUAUCAAUUUGAAAUUGAUGAGUUUCAUAGAUUACAAGCUCUAGAAAAUGAGAUAAUUCAUAAGAACGAUUUAGAAAUGGGUGGAUGGAACAAUCAGAACAGAAAUAAUUUAAUUAAUAUUACAAAUCCACCAAAGAAUUAAAUGUGUUUGUUUCUAACAUAUAUACAAUAUAUAUCUUACUUAAAAAUAACUUAAUACAUUGUGUAAUUUAACA
Messenger RNA from Vespula pensylvanica (western yellowjacket), 627 nucleotides. Its product is annotated as protein FAM177A1. Bases 51 to 554 code for a protein of 167 amino acids. The record is from RefSeq and is a predicted model, not a curated record. The transcript is spliced from 3 exons. NCBI's taxonomy places the organism in Eukaryota, Metazoa, Arthropoda, Insecta, Hymenoptera, Vespidae.